Messenger RNA from Euleptes europaea (tarantolino), 4722 nucleotides. It is a transcript of the gene PPFIA1, whose product is annotated as PTPRF interacting protein alpha 1. Lineage: Eukaryota; Metazoa; Chordata; Lepidosauria; Squamata; Sphaerodactylidae. Gene Ontology annotation, molecular function: protein binding. The transcript is spliced from 31 exons. Gene Ontology annotation, cellular component: presynaptic active zone. Gene Ontology annotation, biological process: synapse organization. The record is from RefSeq and is a predicted model, not a curated record. Bases 26 to 3769 code for a protein of 1247 amino acids.
AAGCCUCUUUGUUUCAUCAAAAAAAAUGAUGUGCGAGGUGAUGCCAACUAUCAGUGAGGCAGAGAUUCCUUCAGGGGGAGGCGGAAGCCAUGGCUCAGGCUCCCCCCUACAGUCGGAUACUGAUUCCCAUUUUGAGCAAUUAAUGGUAUCCAUGUUGGAGGAACGAGACCGCCUGCUGGACACACUGCGAGAGACUCAAGAGACACUAACAUUAACACAGGGUAAACUGCAUGAAGUUGGUCAUGAAAGGGACUCUCUACAACGACAACUGAAUACUGCACUUCCCCAGGAGUUUGCAGCGCUUACUAAGGAGCUUAAUGUAUGCAGAGAACAACUCCUUGAAAGAGAAGAAGAAAUUGCAGAACUGAAAGCAGAAAGAAACAAUACAAGGCUGCUGCUAGAACAUUUGGAAUGUCUUGUAUCCCGACAUGAGCGGUCCCUUAGAAUGACAGUUGUAAAAAGGCAGGCUCAGUCUCCAGCAGGAGUUUCUAGUGAAGUUGAAGUUUUGAAGGCACUAAAGUCCCUGUUUGAACAUCAUAAAGCCCUUGAUGAGAAGGUAAGGGAAAGAUUACGAGUAGCACUUGAAAGAUGUAGCUUGUUGGAAGAAGAACUAGGUACUACACACAAGGAGUUAAUGAUUUUGAAAGAACAAAACAAUCAGAAAAGAACACAGGCUGAUGGGAUGCCUGAUGUUAAUAAUGAUCAGGAAAAUACACCUAGCACUAAUGGGAAGAGAUCUUCCAAUGGCUCUCUGAGUCAUGAUGAAGACCUUGCUAAAGUAAUAGAACUUCAAGAUAUCAUCGAGAAACAAACGAAGGAGCAAGCUCAAAUGAAAGAACGUAUCACUGCCCUUUCGAACAGAGUAGCAGAACUGGAAGAAGAUCUUGACACUGCUAGAAAAGAUUUAAUAAAAUCGGAAGAAAUGAAUACAAAGCUGCAAAGAGAUGUACGAGAGGCUAUGGCUCAAAAGGAAGAUAUGGAAGAGCGUAUCACAACCCUUGAAAAACGCUACCUCGCUGCACAACGUGAAGCUACAUCUGUGCAUGACCUCAAUGAUAAACUUGAAAAUGAAAUUGCUAAUAAAGAUUCUCUGCACCGACAGAGUGAGGAUAAGAACAGACAGUUGCAAGAACGACUAGAACUAGCUGAGCAGAAAUUGCAACAGACUUUAAGAAAAGCUGAAACUCUGCCAGAGGUAGAGGCUGAAUUGGCUCAGAGAGUCGCAGCACUUACUAAGGCUGAAGAAAGGCAUGGUAACAUUGAAGAACGAUUGAGGCAGAUGGAAGCACAGCUGGAGGAGAAGAACCAGGAAUUGCUAAGGGCUCGACAAAGAGAGAAAAUGAAUGAAGAGCAUAAUAAACGUUUAUCUGAUACUGUUGACAAACUUCUGUCUGAAUCUAACGAGAGACUUCAACUUCAUCUUAAAGAAAGAAUGGCUGCUCUAGAAGAUAAAAAUGCUCUUCUUCGUGAAGUUGAAAAUGUUAAGAAACAAAUUGAGGAGCUCCAAAACGAGAAGGAUCAACUAGUAUUAAACAUUGAAGCACUGAGGGUGGAAAAUGAUCAGAUGAGGAUCAGGGGCUCUUCCCUUCAUCAUAGUCGGUCAAAUUUGGGCAGUGUACCAGAUUUUAGAUAUCCAGUAGCACCUGCAGCCAUUGUUGACAGCCAGACAGAUUCUUACAGCACCUCUGUGUUAAGACGUCCACAGAAAGGACGUUUGGCAGCUCUGCGAGAUGAGCCUUCAAAGGUUCAGACUCUUAAUGAACAAGACUGGGAGCGUGCACAACAAGCAAGCGUGUUGGCAAAUGUUGCACAAGCCUUUGAGAGUGACGUUGACAUCUCUGAUGGUGAAGAUGACAGAGAAACAAUAUUCAGUUCAGUUGAUCUCCUGUCACCUAGUGGUCAGGCAGAUGCCCAGACUUUAGCCAUGAUGCUUCAGGAACAGCUAGAUGCCAUCAACAAAGAAAUUAGGCUCAUACAAGAAGAAAAGGAAAACACUGAACAGCGAGCAGAAGAAAUUGAAAGCCGUGUUGGUAGUGGAAGUUUAGACAAUCUUGGUCGGUUUCGAUCCAUGGGUUCUCUUCCUCCUCCGUUUACUGGCGGUUCCCUUCCUGGCUCUUCUCCACCUGGCAGUGGCCGCUCUACACCUCGACGAAUGCCACACAGUCCGGCUCGGGAAGUAGAUAGACUAGGUAUCAUGACGCUACCUAGUGAUUUAAGGAAGCACCGUAGAAAGUCUCCAGUUUCUAGAGAUGAAGUUAGAGAUGACAAGGCCACAAUAAAGUGUGAAACCUCGCCACCCUCUUCACCUCGAUCUCUGCAUUUGGAUAGGGCCUAUAAAGGAGCCUUGCAUACAGUGAGCCAUGAAGAUAUAAGAGAUCUCAGAAAUUCUACAGGUUCCCAAGAUGGACAAGUAAGCAAUCCCAGCAGCAGCAAUAGUAGCCAAGAUUCCCUUCACAAAGCACCUAAAAAGAAGGGAAUCAAGUCCUCAAUAGGGCGCCUAUUUGGUAAGAAAGAAAAGGGUCGCCCUGGACAGAUCUGCAAAGAGAACUUGGGUCAAGUUAAUGUAAUGGAAGCAGACAACUCAACUCAGGAUGGCCUGGGACUUGGCAAGCUAGGAGGACAAGCAGAAAAAAAUAGAAAGCUACAAAAAAAGCAUGAGCUGCUUGAGGAAGCCAGGAGACAAGGGCUGCCCUUUGCUCAGUGGGAUGGCCCCACUGUGGUUGUCUGGUUAGAAUUAUGGGUUGGGAUGCCCGCCUGGUACGUAGCUGCUUGCCGUGCAAAUGUGAAAAGUGGUGCUAUUAUGUCGGCCUUAUCUGAUACUGAAAUACAGCGUGAGAUUGGAAUCAGCAAUCCUCUGCAUAGGCUAAAGCUGCGACUUGCCAUUCAAGAGAUCAUGUCGCUAACAAGUCCGUCUGCUCCUCCGACAUCAAGAACGACCACAGGAAAUGUCUGGGUAACACACGAAGAAAUGGAAAAUCUUACAUCUACUCCACAAACGGAAGAUGAGGAAGGAUGCUGGGCUCAGACCUUAGCCUAUGGUGAUAUGAACCACGAGUGGAUUGGCAACGAAUGGCUUCCCAGCUUGGGACUGCCUCAGUAUCGCAGUUAUUUUAUGGAAUGUCUUGUUGAUGCAAGGAUGCUGGACCACUUAACUAAAAAAGAUCUUCGUGGGCAACUUAAAAUGGUUGACAGUUUUCACAGAAAUAGCUUCCAGUGCGGCAUUAUGUGUCUGCGGAGAUUAAAUUAUGACCGAAAAGAACUUGAAAGAAGAAGAGAAGAAAGUCAGGACGAAGUUAAAGAUGUCCUUGUCUGGAGUAAUGACAGAAUGAUUCAUUGGGUGGUUUCAAUUGGUCUGAAAGAAUAUGCAAAUAACCUUAUAGAAAGCGGAGUUCAUGGGGCACUUCUGGCCUUAGAUGAAACUUUUGAUCACAAUGCGUUAGCUCUUUCAUUGCAAAUACCCACUCAGAAUACACAGGCUCGUGCUGUGUUGGAAAGGGAAUUCAACAACCUUCUUGUUAUGGGCACAGACAGGAGGUUUGAUGAAGAGGAUGAUAAAAGCUUUAGACGAGCACCUUCGUGGAGAAAGAAGUUUAGACCAAAGGAUGUAAGAGGUUUAGCUGCUGGAUCAGCAGAAACUCUCCCUGCAAACUUCAGAGUUACUUCCUCAAUGUCUUCACCUUCUAUGCAGCCAAAGAAGAUGCAAAUUGAUGGCAAUGUAUCAGCAACACAAAGACUGGAUUCUGCUACAGUAAGGACUUAUUCAUGUUAAAGCCUUUCAUUGUUUAUCCUCACUAUUUCUACAGAUGAGAUGAAGCAUUUUGAACUCCUCAAAGACCAUAUUUUGGAAACAUGAAAAUCUUUAAUCUGUUAAUAAUUGUUAAAUCAACACUUUGAAAUAUUUUAUUACAGAGUUUUUAAUUAGCAGAUGAAUUUGUGAGUUCUAUAGAAAAAGUAUUUUAGAAUUAAAUGUUUCCUUAUAUUUAUGUAAGCAUAUGUGAGUCUCAUAAUUCCUUAACUUUGUUAGCAUUCAGUCUAUAAAUCAAAUUAUUGCUGAUUUGUUAAUUUUAGUCUUUUCAACUGAAUGUACUGUAAUGCUUGUAUGUAUAUGCCCCUAUAAGCAGUAUAGGGUUUUUGUAAAUUAUGCAGCUAUUGUAAUUAUCAAUAAUGGUUUUUAAUAAUAAACAUGAAAGUGAAAAGGAUUUUACUAUCUUUGUAAAGGUAUCACGACACCGAGCAGUAUAUAUAUUUUGCCACUUGGAAAAUGCUAGCUAGCUAGCUCUAAAAUUUCUUUUUUUUUUCCAGAGAAGCAGAUGUUUGUUAAACUAGGCAUGGUACCCAAUUCUAUUUCUGUUCAUAAACUGUAUCUUUUACACACAGCAUACAAUUUUAGUGUGGAUUUAUUUAAGUCUUUUGUUCGAUAUAACUUGCUUUUCAUAAAGUUCAAAAAUGUGGGAAUCAUUAGGAACUAUGGAACAUAGGUGAACCCUAGUGAGCCCCUUUGUAACUGCUUCUCUCUGCUGUAUUUGUACAGUGUGUGUUCAUUGACUGAGCAUAAGCCAUAAAUGAAAAUAUUUUCUAUUUACCAGGAAUAGCUCCUAAUAGUUAGCAGGCAACAAGAAGUGGCUCUCCUGUAUUUUGGUGUGAGAACGUUUGCAGAAAGAUACUGAUGCAAUUCUUCUAAGCGGACCAAUCAUGAUGCACUGCAGUUUCACGUCAAAGAUG